AUGGCUGGUUCUAUAGCUCUCACCCCCUCUCGAAAGCGCGCUGCGCUGGCUACCACCGACGCGCCAGAUGCUAAGAAGACGCCCACCUUCGACAUCGGUGGCAAGGACGUUGUUGAAGACCAUGACGUCAACGAUCGCAUUACCGCGCGCAAUGCCACCAAGUCUCCGCUCCUUCGUCUGCCCGCCGAGCUCCGCAAUCUGGUCUACACCUACGCUUUCGACAACACAACCUACACCUUCUUCAAGAGCAAUAGAGACACAGAGAUAACGCCGUGCAAUGAAUCAUUUACUGAAGAUAGCAUGAGCCUGCUUCUGGUAUCACGUCAAAUUCACGCCGAGACCGCCUAUCUUCCUUAUAAGCUCAUUACAUUUGAUUUUCUGGUCAACAACGACAACAAGAGUCAAUGGAAGCCCUACGUAAGGAAGUUCCUGGCUAAGCGUUCCGAAGAACAGAUCAAAGCUAUGUCUUGUCUGACGCUACGCCGCUGGACCUAUGAAGAACAAGGGUUCGCGACGGGGACUGGAUUAUACUGGGUCAAGAGGCUGAAGAUCAAGAAAUAUAGAUCUAUCAAUGGCACAUUGCUGGUAGAAAGGCCCGAAUUCGUCCCGUUCCCUUUUCUCCGUCUGCCACCUGAGCUUCGGAAUACCAUCUACGGUUAUGUCUUCGAGGGCAAGCAGUACAGAUUUUGUCGUGGCAUUUACAGUGUGGAGAAGCCGGAUAGAGGGAUCCUUUGGCGCCCAGAACAAAGCAACGGUCUUGGUCUACUUCUCGCCUCUCGUCAGCUUCAUGCAGAGACUGCGUUGCUUCCGUACAAGCUCGGCAUCUUCCAGUGCGAUCUCGUGGAUCCCAAGGACAAUGAGAAAGCCUGCCACAGCCAGGCAGUGCGAGACUUCUUGCAAGCCAGGUCCCGGAAGCAGAUAAGUGCCAUUGCUAGACUGAGUGUUCGAACGGUGAAGUGGUGCGCCGAAGUCCUUUGGGAGAGGACUCAAACUGGGGUUGAUUGGGCAACGGAGUUGGGUGGACGGUAA
Alternaria metachromatica is the source of this 1029-nucleotide messenger RNA. RefSeq lists its product as uncharacterized. The record is from RefSeq and is a predicted model, not a curated record. Lineage: Eukaryota; Fungi; Ascomycota; Dothideomycetes; Pleosporales; Pleosporaceae. The coding region runs from base 1 to 1029 and encodes 342 amino acids. The transcript is spliced from 4 exons.